Messenger RNA from Exaiptasia diaphana, 2218 nucleotides. RefSeq names its product RNA-binding protein 45. The record is from RefSeq and is a predicted model, not a curated record. The coding region runs from base 66 to 1562 and encodes 498 amino acids. Gene Ontology annotation, molecular function: RNA binding. NCBI's taxonomy places the organism in Eukaryota, Metazoa, Cnidaria, Anthozoa, Actiniaria, Aiptasiidae. The transcript has 2 exons.
UUUGGUUCUCAGAGGUUGUUUUUAAAAAGUGUUUACUUCUUGGGUUCCCUGUGGUUUUGCCCACAAUGCAUUGUUCAAACAACGUGCUAGGUCACUUUCCCGGCAAGAUGGCUUCCAACAAUCAGGGAAACGACAGUGGCUCAAAUUCUGGUAGGAUUGACGUUGACAACCCUCCUUUCUCGAGAGUUUUUGUGGUAUGUAGUAAGAGACAUACAUCAGACGAUAUGAGAAUAGCUUUUGAGCCGUAUGGUGUGAUUGAAGACAUUUGGAUGGUUAAAGACAAAGUGACUAAAGAAAACAGAGGUGUCUGCUACAUAAAGUUCGAGAAAGCUUCUUCGGCUGCUCUUGCAUGUGAAGAAAUGGAUUGCAAACAAAUUGGAGACGACCCCAAAGUAAUUAAGGCAAUGAUUGCUCAAUCAAAGCAUUCAGGCUCUAAAAUGGACUUCCAUGAUCCUACCACAAUGACAAGAUUGUUUGUCAUCUGUCCCAAAGACUACACUGAUGAUGACUUGAGAUCCAAGUUUGAAAACUUUGGUGAUUUAGAAUAUGUUCAGAUUGUGCGUGAUCAUCAGACAAGGGAGAAUAAAGGUUAUGGUUAUGUGAAGUUUUCUAAAGCAUCUACUGCAUCUUUGGCUUUAGAGAAUUGUGACAAAGGACUGAAAGCUGUUUGGGCAGAGCCAAAAUCAGCCAAAGUUGCUAGAUAUGCUGCUGCUGCAUCUUCAGUGGCACAGGCUUAUGCACCUCAAAAUCCAUUCUUGGACCAAACAGGGAUCUUCUCAGCAGCCAUUCCACAAGCUCAGCCAACCCUUCACCAGCCUAUGGAGUUUUUUACUAGUCAAACAGCAAGUAACCCAACAGCAUCUGUAGCAGAAACAAUCACAUCGUCACACACACCUACAAGAUUAUUUGUAAUUGUGUCAGUAUCCUUGACUCAAGACCAAGUAGCCCGUCUGUUUGACAUCAUACCAGGAAUGCAGAUGUGUGAUCUGAAACGCAAUCACAAAACAGGUGAAUCAAAGGGCUUUGCAUAUGUUACAUACAAUUCUGUUGGAUCUGCUAUCUAUGCAAAGGAAAAGUUGAAUGGCUUUGAGUAUCCUCCAGGCUCUAAGCUUGUCAUCAAAUAUGCUGAGGAUCCACCCUCAAGUCGUAACAACUCUGAGUCAAGUUCAUCUAACAAUAUCUUUGGUUCCAAAUCAUCAAUUCCUGGAGCCAGUACAGCCUUUACUCUUGAUAGCAGCCAAGUUUAUACUACAGCAGGACUUCCGGCACCUGCACCACUUGCUGAUCCUAACUCUGAGGUAGUAUCACGAUUGUUUAUUGUGUGCAAUCCAGCACCACCGCCUGAUCCCGUCCUCAAGGAUGUUUUCAGUAGAUUUGGUAAUCUAAUUGAUGUGUAUAUGAUGAAAGACAGGAACUUUGGAUAUGCAAAGUUUGCAUCAAAAGAUUCUGCUGAUGUCGCAAUUGAAGGACUUCACGGUCAUGAGGUGUUGGGAAUGAAACUCAAAGUUAUGCAUGCAGACCCUCCUAAACACGAGUCUUCACGCAAGAGACCACGCACCUAAUUCUCACAAUACAGUCCCAAGGUGAAACACUGUAUAUUGCAUCGCCAACAAGAACUGCAGUUAUUUUGCAGGUAAUGUAACUAUAUUAUGAGUUGGCAAAUUUGUAUUAUUGGACAGAAACAACAUACUUGGAUACAACAGAACCGUCAAUAUAUACGUAGAUCACUCAGACAACUCUUGACAACGUUGGCAAGACACGACUGGAGGACUGGACUGGAGUUGGGAACUUACAGAGAGCACUAAGACAUUUGUAUAGAAAACUUGAAGACUCUGUGACUGGAACGUUUAGGAUAAGGAUUCUUACUCUAUUCAAACCAAGCAAACGUUUUAAAUAUUUUAACAUAAACGAUGUUUUGGAUGCAUAUAUUGCCUUUGUGAUGAGUUACUUCAUCUUAAAUUUAUUUAAACUUUAUACAAUGUUAGUUAAACAUAAAAAUAGGUAUUUGCCAAAAUUAUUGACUAGUUAAUGUAAUAGCUAAAUUUCUCUAGCUUGAAAAAUAAACUAAAAUAUCCUUUGCAUCUGCAUAAUUUUGUUUUUAAUUCAACCGCUGUAGUUGAUAAUGGAUUAAAAACAUCAACUUAAGAGUAAAAUAGUGUCCGGAGUAACCUUAAGCAAUUGUUGAUGAAUGAAAUUAAAAAUGAAUUCAAUAUUUGAA